Danio rerio (zebrafish) is the source of this 2458-nucleotide messenger RNA. RefSeq names its product zgc:113210. NCBI's taxonomy places the organism in Eukaryota, Metazoa, Chordata, Actinopteri, Cypriniformes, Danionidae. The record is from RefSeq and is marked validated.
AUCUACAUAAAUACUAAAGGUAACUUAUCACCUUUGUUUGUUUAUGAAUAAGUAAACAUCUGCAUUAAGACAUUAAUAUUGUUGUCGAGUGGACGGGGUGAGUGUUCAUUGUUAAAGUGUCCCUUUAAUGAUGGACAUCAUGGAGAACGCCGAAUUUCAGACACAGUUAACAUCCAUUAUGGAGACGUUGGCGAAAACGGCUGUUGUGGAAAUAAGCAAACUUUUCGCGAACAAUUCGUCUUAUCUGCGAUUAGAGAUUUCAAGAUUUACAAGCGAAAACGAAUCUUUAAAAAAGAAGUGUCGGUUUCUGGAGAGCGAACUUCAGUCUGCUCGGAAAACCGCUGGAAAGAUGAACGGGACAGAAGCUCCACUCAGCCGCACUGGACUUACAGAAACUGCACAUCGUCCUGAAAUUGACAAUGUGUUCGGUAAGGAAUGGUGCAUGAACCUCUGGAGACACGAGGAGUCCAAAUCUGGAGAGCAGGGGGAUGCACAUCUGGACUCUUCAGUCGUUAUAGGAGAGCCAGUAGAUUUGUUGGAAGAAGAACAAAAUAUGAUCAUGAUCAAGGAGGAGAGUUUCGACGAUUGCUCUUCAGAGACAAUCGAGGAAGACCAUGAUAGUCCGAAUGUGAAAGUUGUAAUCCAAGAGGAAAUCAGAAAAAUACUGCCAGAGCUGGACUCUAAAACAGUUCAAAAUGUGGUCAAUCAUCUCUGGUUUGUGGUGGGUGUGGAGAAGACAGAAGACCUUUCAUUAGUAGAAGUUUCAGAUCUGAAGGACUUAAUGGAGCCAAUCCAGUGUCGAAAACUUGUGAAAACAUUCAGACAAAGAGAAUCCAUUGGACAAGUGGACGGAACCGCUGAGAAGACUCUUAAUCCAUUCUCAUCAAUUGAGUCCCUUCCUGACCAGUCCUUCAUUCCUCACUAUCCUAUUAAGUCCAGCUGGGUCCAAAAUUUCCACAUUCCUUGGGAACGGAUGUCACCAGCUCUCAUUCAGGCAACAACCACUGGAGAGAGGGCUCGACCUGGCCCAAGAAGGGAGUUUGUUAGGAUUGUUGUUGCAGCCAUGCAAGCCCACUGUCCCAACCCGAACUUAUCCACCUGUGGGGAAGUGGCACGAACCAUUGUGUCUACAUAUCCCCUGACAUUUGGAGACAUUUCUGAAGAAGGAGAACAAAUAGGAAAUGGUUUCAGUUGCCUUCAAAGACAACUAAAAACUAGGGUAGAACAUGUAAAUAGGGAUGUUUUGGAACACCGGAUUCGUCGACCUAGAAAGCCAUCAGAGAAAAGAGCCGGGCAAGACGACAACUACUUGGUGAAGAAAGUCAGAUGCAAAGUGGACAGUUAUGGAUGCAUUAAUUGGCAGCCCUCGUCUGUCCCAGAUGGAGAGACGGCAGAAUCUCUUGAAAUGAAGAGGAAGGUUGCGGCAGAGAUUUUUCAGUCUGCAGGUCCAAGGGCGGUGGAGUUGACCAAUGUUGAAGACUUAAUGCAUCAGACUUAUGUUUACCAGCGUCACAUGAUCAACUCAUGUCCACCUCCUACUAUCAGCGAGAUAGAGGGGCACUGGCCAUUCCUGUUCACCGAAAGGGGCCUCUGUAGGCAUUUCAAAGUCCUGACUGGGAUUGACAUCAGAAGUCGCUUUAGCGAAACACUUACAGUUAAAUCCAGAAGAAUAUUGAAUUACUUCAAUAGUCAGAAACUGAAGUGGAACACAGAGAUCCAGAGUCUGCUGAAUGAGAUUGAAGAGAAUCCCAGUACAACAGAUAAUAACAGGAACACCAUAUCAGCCAUCCUGUUAAUGAUGAAGUACUUUAAGGAAAAGGACAACUCUGUGUUCAUCUUAGUAGAUGAAACUUCUACCAAGACAUCAAUUGAAAAUGAAAUUAGCUUACCAGCUACUCCCCGACUCAUCAUGCUUGGUGAUACAUUGCUAACUUCUUCCAAGUGGUUUAUCAGUAUUGAGGGCAAAGUGACACAUUCUAUAGAUGACCAGCUGGACUUCACAGCGGCAUUGUCUGUUUUCUUUGGGUGCUUUUACGUUUUUAAUAUUGAGUACGAGGAAUCAGCCAGUGCCACUCUUGAGUUUCUCCAGAGGUUCUUUGUGAGGAUCAAUCCUGAAGGAUCUAAAUGUACUUCAAAAUCAGGUACAAGCCGAAGGACGGGUACGGCUGUCCAAAGGAAAACCCAAAACUUUAAUACACGCGUGGCAACAUUUAUGCAGAGGCUUUCAGAAUUUGAGUGGAAAACAUCAAGCUAAGAUUGUCUCUAUCCAUGCCCUGCACUGACUAUGAAGUUACUACUUGCGCGCUUUUUUUUUUUUUUACCUUGAUACCUUAACAUUAUUUUUUACCUUAUUAUUUGUAGUGUCCUUAUUGGAAUGUUGCUGAAAUGUUUGUAUUAUAAGAAAUUUACUGGCACCAUUUAAGUCAUUCAUGCAACAACAAUAAAAAAGGUGUAUCGA